AUAUGUGCCUAUUGCACUUACACAAUUAUGUAAAUUUUUUCCUUUGUUAUGUCAAUAUAAUUUUAGAAUAAGUUAUUAUGGAUUCCCGUCACGUGACCUAUUUUAUUUCAAACUUACGUGUCAAAAUCCAAAUGGAUGCUAUAAGACCUCAUCCAACCUGUCGAAAACUCAAACACCCAUUGGCCGAAAAACAUAUCCAAGUUAUCCAGAAUAAAGCAUUUCAAAGAUAAGGUGUUGAUCCCAUCACAUAUUAUUUUCUCUAUUUCAUUUAAAAUUGCACACUAAAACACAAGUAACAAAACAGAAGAACAACAUCAAUGGCAGGACUAAGUGGUUCCUCUCUAGCUGUCUUGGAAGGCAGCCUCCAGCUCAACGGCUCCACCCGUUUGACACCGGUUGGGAACAACCGGAUUUCUGUUUCCCGGUCUGGACUCGUAGUUAGAGCCCAACAAGGACAAGGUGAAUCCGAAACAAGCAGAAGAGCUGUGUUGGGACUCAUUGCCACUGGUCUUGCUUCCGGUUCUUUUGUUCAGGCGGUUCUUGCUGAUGCUAAACCGAUCAAGUUAGGCCCACCUCCACCACCUUCCGGUGGACUCCCUGGUACUCUUAACUCCGAUGAGGCAAGAGACUUUGAUCUACCAUUGAAGAACCGGUUUUUCAUCCAGCCAUUAUCACCAACUGAGGCCACAGCUCGUGUAAAGGAAUCGGCGAAAGAAAUUGUAAAUGUCAAGGAGUUCAUCGACAAAAAGGCAUGGCCAUAUGUCCAAAACGAUCUUCGUUUGAAGUCGGAGUAUCUUCGUUAUGACCUCAAGACGAUCAUCUCCGCAAAACCAAAGGAUGAAAAGAAGGCACUCAAAGAUCUCACCGGAAAGCUUUUCCAGAACAUGGCUGAUUUGGACUACGCAGCAAAGAUCAAAAGCCCGGCUGAUGCAGAGAAGAGUUACGCUGCAGCUAUAUCUAGUCUUAAUGAUGUUCUUUCAAAGCUCGGUUAAACUGAAGUUUGUUUGUUAAUGUGAUGAAAAUAUGUUGUUAUUUUUUCAAUUCACGAGAAACUUUGUUCAGACUUUAUAUUAAGUAACUAAUAACUCUAAUGAACAAAAUAGAUAUGCCAAUGGGCCGCCGCCAUGAUCAACCAUCAUAAUACGUGGGUGGUGGGCAAUGAAGAGGAUGACAAAAUUUGAGACUUUUCGUGAAAAAUAUAUCUUUUUUUAAAAGAGUUCUCAUUAUAUACUCAUUUACAAGUAAAAUGAUAACCUAAAUUUACAUAUUUAUACCCUAUAAAACUAGUAAACCUUAUAUGUAUAUCCUAAUAUAAGAGUUCCAAUAUUUGUAGAUGAUGAAAAUAAAAGCAUAAAAUAGAUGAAAAUAAAAGCAUAAAAUAUUUUAUCGAUUUAAUCCGCUACAUAAAAUAAAAGCACGCUGAUUUGCAACAUCAAGUCCAUCAAAUCUCUCCUCAUAUUGAUGCUUGUAAAUUGAAGUAUCAUUUUGCCCACACGAAAAAGAUAGUUUUGACAUGCCAUGAAUUUGGGGAAGAUAUAAUAGACGUGGAAAGUUGAUUACUCGAUGAUCACAGCCCACUUGUGUUUUGUGCGAUUAUGAUAAAUAUGUUCCUCCUAUACAAGCAUGACUAUAGGAUUAUAGUUGUAGUCAUGAUAUUGAUAUUAUAUGAAGGAAUAUGCCACAAUUAGGUGUCCAAAUAUGUAGCGAUUAAUGCAUUUGACCGCACUUAGGUGGAGAUCCGAAUGUGAAUGCAAGCUCUAAAAAUAUAUUCGGACGGAUAACGGUUAGAUAGAUUAACCUAACCUAUCAACCAUGCACCUUAUGAUAUAGAAUAAUAUCCUCUAAGAAAAUGUUUCUCAUUUCUUCCAUGUAUUACAUUACUUUCCUUGAUGGUGUAUGUGACACCCUGGAAAUUGGGAUGUACCGAGUGUGUAGGGUGUGUAUUAAUUAAAACAAAGUUGCCAAUAUCAUGAUCACAUUUAGGA
Lactuca saligna is the source of this 1985-nucleotide messenger RNA. The record is from the annotation of a GenBank genome assembly. NCBI's taxonomy places the organism in Eukaryota, Viridiplantae, Streptophyta, Magnoliopsida, Asterales, Asteraceae.